Lolium perenne is the source of this 2256-nucleotide messenger RNA. The record is from RefSeq and is a predicted model, not a curated record. Lineage: Eukaryota; Viridiplantae; Streptophyta; Magnoliopsida; Poales; Poaceae.
AUGGCUGAGUUGGUCUCUGCGAUUGUACCCACCCUGCUGAAGAAAGCAUGUGACUCCAUUCUUACGGAGCUUGCGUUCAUGCGUGGCAUCGAUGGCCGCCGCAAGAGGUUGUGUGGCUUGCUAAGCGCCAUCAACGAUGUCAUCUCUGACGCCGAAGAGCAGGCACCCAAGAAGCCAUCUGUGAAGGGUUGGAUUACCCGCCUUAAGUCUGCAGCUCUCGAUGCCGACAAUGUCAUCGAUGAGCUGCACUAUGAAGUGCUCCACCGUGAAGCUCUGCGUCGAGGGCAUGACGUCAACACUGGUGUAAGAGCUUUCUUCUCUCUGAAUUAUAAUCCUUUGCUCUUCAAGUAUAAGGUGGGGAAGAAACUACAGGAAGUAGUGGAAAGGAUUGAUGACCUUGUUAACCAAAUGAACCAGUUUGGAUUCAGUAGAGAUCGGCCUGCACCAGUGGUUGAUAGCAGGCAGACACACUCAUAUGUCAAUGAAGAUGAAGUUAUUGGCAGGAAGGGAGAUGGGGAGGAAAUUGUGCGCAUGUUGCUUUCUUCUGAGAGCGAGAAAUUCUCGGUCGUCGCAGUUGUUGGCAUAGGAGGAAUGGGAAAGACAACUCUCGCGCAACUAGUGUUCAAUGACCUAAGAGUGAGGGCUCAGUUUGAAGUCUGUGUUUGGGUUUGUGUGUCUGAUCCAUUUAUAGUUGCAGAUGUUGCAAAGAAGAUCAUUGAUUCAGCCAUUGGACGAGACUGUGGAUCGAAGACUGAUAACAUGGAGUUGCUGCAGCAGCGUCUUCGGAAUGAGCUGGGUGGGAAGAGGUACUUUCUUGUAGUGGAUGAUGUUUGGAAUCAAGAAGUGGAAAAAUGGGAUGCCCUACGGACAUUGCUUUGUUGUGGUGGAAUGGGGAGUGUGGUACUCGUUACCACUCGGCAGAUGAAAGUUGCUUCUAUCAUGGGGGCAUUUGAUGUCCACUGCUUACAACACUUGAGUCCAGAGGAUGCUUGGACUUUAUUCAAAAGAAGAGCGUUUAGCUUGGGUGUCGUGGAGUCUCCUGAUCUUGCUGAAGUUGGUAAAGAUAUUGUUAAGAAAUGUUGUGGGGUCCCAUUAGCUGUGAAGUCUAUCAGCAGUUUGAUGAGCAGAAAACAAGAGGUUAGAGAGUGGUUAGCUCUCCUGGACAGCAAGACUUGGGAUGUGUUCAAUGAGGAAAACCAGAUAAUGCCUGCAUUAAGGUUGAGCUACUACCAUUUGCCUUCUCACAUGAAACAAUGCUUUGCCUUUUGUGCUGUAUUCCCUAAGGAUUACGAGAUGAGUAAAAAGGAUUUGAUACAUCUAUGGAUAGCUAAUGGGUUCAUAUUGUCUGAGGGGGCCUUAGAUUUGGAAACAAUUGGAAAUAACAUCUUUUCAGAACUGGUUUGGAGGUCAUUUUUUCAGGAUGUUAAGCACACACGAUCCCCAGACAGAAAUGGAAUUGGAUUCCACGAUUCCUUUUCAAAUGGAAAUGGAUACUCUGAUGUGACCACAUGCAAAACUCACGAUCUCCUCCAUGAUCUUGCACAAAAUAUUGGUCAUGGCGAAUAUUUUUCUUUGCAGAAGCUUACUGAAAUCAAUGAGUUGCCGGAGAAUGUGCUUCAUCUACAUUAUUCUGUAUAUUUCACAUGGCCAAAGAUUAAGGUUGUAAUGCAGAACAACAGAAAUAUCCGAAGUAUAUUUGCUACAGAUACUUACAAUCUUUCUGUGCCAGAUAUUUAUUUCCCGACCUCUCUGCGAGUAUUUGGCACUUGCAUCACUGGGAGAUUGUCAACUGAGAGGCUACCAGAGGGCAUGAAAUAUAUGAUCAGCCUUCGUCAUCUAUACCUUGAUGGUUGUAACAGCUUAGCGUGUAUGCCAGCUGAUAUUGGGCACCUCAGUUAUUUGAGAACCCUGACUAGGUAUGUAGUUGGGAAUGAUCCUGGCUGUGGAAUCAAGGAGCUAAAACAUUUAGAACUUGGCGGCAAGCUGCAGAUAUAUGAUUUGAUUAAGGUAACUAAUCAAUCAGAUGCAAAAGAAGCCAACCUAGAAAGUAAACAAAAUCUGGAGCAGUUGACGUUGUGCUGGGGUGCAUCGGAAAGUACUUAUCAACAAGAAUUUCCCACCGAGGAUUCACGAUUAUAUCCUUCUGAAGAGAUAUUGGAUGCUCUUAAACCUCACAUCUGUUUGCAAGUUCUAACAGUUGACGGAUACAUGGGUACUAGGUUCCCAAGCUUCCCUGUCUUGAAGUUCUCAAGCUGA